Peronospora farinosa is the source of this 966-nucleotide messenger RNA. The record is from the annotation of a GenBank genome assembly. NCBI's taxonomy places the organism in Eukaryota, Oomycota, Peronosporomycetes, Peronosporales, Peronosporaceae.
AUGGCAUUCACAUUGAUAACUUCGUUCAUCUUCUCGGUGGUCUUGGGCUUUUUCUCCGUCGCCGCCGCCAGUGCUCGCGGUCCAAUUAUCGGCGUCUUCGCGCAUCCGAGCUCCCAUCAUGGCGAGUACAUCGCGGCAUCGUAUGUCAAGUGGGUCGAGAGCGCGGGUGGUCGCGUGGUCCCCAUCCCGUACAACGCGCCCAAGCCAUAUCUGGAGCAACUGCUGCCGCAGCUCAACGGCCUCUUGUUUCCAGGUGGAGCCGCUACCGUCAAUGACCGCGCUGAGUGGCUAUUCCAAUUGGCGCUGAAGCUUAAUGACAAAGGCGUGUACUUCCCUGUCUGGGCCACCUGUCUGGGUUUUGAGUGGCUCGUGCAACUUACUACGGGGAACGUGGAGUCUUUAAACAAGGGACUAGACUCUACGAACAUCACUCUGCCUUUGAACUUCACUAAGGAAGCUCCGACCAGUCGGCUGUUCAGUCAAGCCAGUCCCGAGCUUUACUCGUGGCUCAAGGACAAGCCUAUCACUAUGAACAACCACAAGCAAGGCAUCACUCCCGAUAGGUUCAGCCAGUACUCAUCCCUCACAAACUUUUACACUGUGUUGGCCACCAAUGUAGAUCGUCAAGGGGUUGAGUUCAUUUCGGCUUUUGAAGCCAAAGUAUAUCCAGUCUACGCCGUGCAAUUCCAUCCUGAAAAGAACAGCUUUGAGUACGGAGAAUACCUGGACGGCACCCCUUACGAGGUGAUUGACCACUCUCGUGAAGGCAUCGCAAGUGGACAGUAUUUUGCUAACUUUUUCAUCAAUGAGGCGCGGAAGAACGAGCUGCGCUUCAAGGACCCUAAGGUGGAGCGCAAAGCGCUGAUUUACAACUACCAGACGUCUACUGUUACGUAUCCGGGAUUCGUCGAGUCGUACAUCUUCAAACACGACUUCAAGAUACAGUAUUGGCGCGUACCGAUGUAA